AUGAAUCCCUCUGUCAGCCUGCUGCUGCUGCUGCUGCUUGGCCUCUCUCAGGCAGAUCCUAUCCAGGAGGAAAUCAGUGGAGAAGGUCCUCUCCAGGAGGAAGACAUCGAAGACGAGGUGAAUGAUGACACUGUUGACAUCGGCACCAGAAUUCUGAUUUCCAACAAUGCCACCAAUGAGAUCCUGCUGGAAGGAGACCUGCUGCCCCCCAACACCAGAAACGCCAUACGAUGCAGGUCCCAGAGCUGCCUGUGGAGGAAGGCCUCUAAUGGCCAGGUGGUGGUCCCCUUCACUAUCAGCGGUCAGUUCGCCAACUGGGAGAGGCAGAAGAUUGAGAGAGCCAUGAGUGGCUUCCACAGAAGUACCUGCAUCCGCUUCGUCCGCCGUAGCAACCAGCGCGACUUUCUCAGCAUCGAGAGCAGAGGCGGAUGCUUCUCGGCUCUGGGCAGAUCAGGAGGCAGGCAGGUGCUCUCUAUCAACAAGCAGGGCUGCCUCUACCACGGCAUCAUCCAGCACGAGAUUAACCACGCUCUGGGCUUCCAGCACGAGCAGACCAGGAGCGACCGUGAUGGCUACGUCAGGAUCAACUGGCAGAACAUGGACCGAGCGAUGGCCUACAACUUCCACAAGCAGAACACCAACAACCUGAACACUCCUUACGACUACUCCUCCAUCAUGCACUAUGGAAGAACAGCCUUCUCCAUCAACGGCAGGGACACCAUCACCCCCUUCCCCAACCCCAGAGCCCAGAUCGGUCAGAGGCGAGGCAUGUCAGGCUGGGACGUCAAAAGGAUCAACCUGCUCUACAGAUGCUAA
Scomber scombrus (Atlantic mackerel) is the source of this 816-nucleotide messenger RNA. RefSeq names its product high choriolytic enzyme 1-like. Gene Ontology annotation, molecular function: metalloendopeptidase activity; zinc ion binding. Gene Ontology annotation, biological process: proteolysis. Lineage: Eukaryota; Metazoa; Chordata; Actinopteri; Scombriformes; Scombridae. The coding region runs from base 1 to 816 and encodes 271 amino acids. The transcript has a single exon. The record is from RefSeq and is a predicted model, not a curated record.